CAAAAGCACUUGCUCUCUGCUUUCAAGACCACGGGCACUCAAGCAGCACCUGCCUUUGGAAUGGGAGGACAGCAAACCUCAGGCUUUGGGCUGUCAAGCUUUCCUGUGAGCAGCAGCAGUACCAGUGCCAGCAGUUUCUCCUUUAAAACCAGUUCCAGUCUCAUCAAUUCAACAUCAUCUGGGAGCAGCCCUGCUGCUGAUGGGAGGUCUGCUGCUGCUGCAAAUCCUCCUGCAUUUGGGACAACAUCCUCUCCUAGCGCACCCCAAUCCGUUGGCCUUGGCAGCCCGGCCGCUCCAUCCGCAGCCUCCUUCUCCUUUAAAGCAGCUGCCACGGCUGGUGGCUUUGGGACUUCUGGCUUUUCAGGCUUUGGCAGUGCUUCUGCUGUCAACUCUGCAAGCACCACUCCAGCAGCCUUUGGAGCCUUCAGUGCCACCGUAGCCACUUCUGCCUCGCCUUCGAGCGGUGCUUUAUUUGGACAGAGCGCCAGUGUCACCUCGGCGUCUGCUGCAGCCACCAACUCCAGCCCUGCCUCAGAGAAGUUAUUCACACCCAAGAGCGAACUCUCAGCUGAAGAGUGGCAACAGUUUGAAGCAAAGGAGUUCACAGUUGGAAAGAUUCCUAUUAAGCCACCACCAUUAGAACUUUUAAAUGCUUUUGACCUUUUCAAUUUAUUCUGAAAUGUUGUUAAUUUUUAUUUCCUCUCUCAAUUCUCUUUGCUGAAUUAAAUGUGCAAAUAUAAACUUUUGAACAUUAUUUUGGGAUGGACUUCUUACAUCUGAGAAAUGAACUGUUUAAACUAAAAUGGAACAUUUCCUUCUAUAUGCUGUCCUGUGAAAUUCUGUACAAAACUGUACGAAAAAUAUGGUGUCAAAAGAAAGAAUGUUUCAGUUAGUUAUUUAAAACCUACUCUUGUAUCAAUGUAUUGUCUCCAAAUGUAUCCUCUGUGGUAUGUAGGACUGGCCACGAAAGUUUUUUUCCCCAUUGCCCCAACAACUGGUAUCGUAAAUUUAUUGGUGAGCCCUUACUGAUAGUUAUUACUGAAUGUGUGCCUUUGCUGUCUCUCAAAAAUCAGUUGUUUUAUUCCCCAGCUUUACUGAAACG
Molecule: messenger RNA, 1102 nt
Organism: Vidua macroura (Pin-tailed whydah)
Lineage: Eukaryota; Metazoa; Chordata; Aves; Passeriformes; Viduidae
Product: nucleoporin NUP42-like
Exons: 3
Cellular component (GO): nuclear envelope
Molecular function (GO): nuclear export signal receptor activity
Source: RefSeq, a predicted model, not a curated record